Messenger RNA from Talpa occidentalis (Iberian mole), 567 nucleotides. RefSeq names its product retbindin (gene RTBDN). NCBI's taxonomy places the organism in Eukaryota, Metazoa, Chordata, Mammalia, Eulipotyphla, Talpidae. The transcript is spliced from 5 exons. The record is from RefSeq and is a predicted model, not a curated record.
AUGGAAGAUCCUGAUGGUAAGAGAAGCACCAUAGACAAACUGGGGGACGAGGGAUUGGUGGACAUAGCCUUUUGGGGCCACACUCGACCCGUGGGCCUGGUCUGAGCUCUGCAUCUGACCCAGGCAUAGAUCCUCGUGGGGGCCUGUGGAGGGAGCCACCCACUAACAACUGAGUCCCAAGGACACCAUAGAUUUGCUUCUUGCGAAACCGGUAUCACCUGUAGUCCGACUUGGCUCCCAAUCUUAGAAAAGAGUUCUGCAGCCCUGGCUGCACUAUCUACAGGCAGGGACCAUCUCUACUCUAGGCCCAUAGUUUCCCUGGAAAACCCAGAAGCCCAAAUUUUCGCUAAUGGAAUCGACCUUUGCCGCUCAGUACUAGGCUCUGUCCUGCCAAUGGCACCUCCUGGCUCUCAGCACUGUCUCAAUUUCUCCAUCUCGAUGAUGCCAUAUCCCAGAUUCGGACGGGGAACACAGGAAACCACUUCCCCCCCUUCCCAGGGUGUUGGGGCCUGGAUCCUGGAAGCUCUGGGCAGCGGGAGUGGCAGAGGAAGCGGCAGCGGCCUCUAG